Messenger RNA from Coregonus clupeaformis (lake whitefish), 923 nucleotides. RefSeq names its product U4/U6.U5 small nuclear ribonucleoprotein 27 kDa protein. The record is from RefSeq and is a predicted model, not a curated record. Gene Ontology annotation, cellular component: precatalytic spliceosome. The transcript has 6 exons. Bases 145 to 618 code for a protein of 157 amino acids. Gene Ontology annotation, biological process: RNA splicing. NCBI's taxonomy places the organism in Eukaryota, Metazoa, Chordata, Actinopteri, Salmoniformes, Salmonidae.
AGUCAAGAUAGCUUUUUGUGUUGAGGGCUUCCGUUUUUCAACUGCGGACUCGGUGUUACUGAAAUCAAAUGGCAGGAAUCUGUUAAAUUGUCGAGGUUUUGAAUUUGCUUAUUGUUUGAAGAACUUCACAAGAAGGACCUAAAAAUGGGCAGAAGUAGAAGCAGAUCCCCACCAAAACGAGAGAGACGGCGCUCGGGUUCGAGGGACCGCGAACGCAAGCGCAGGGAAAGGGAACGCUCCCGUUCUCGAGACAGGGAACGGCGUAGGAGUCGUUCACGCUCUCCAGCCCGCAGGCGACGCUCAAGGUCUCCUCGCCAGCUACACUCUUCCUCCAGCUCCCCCUCCAGGCAGAAGGACAGACGUGAUGCUGAUAGAAAGGAUUCGAAGGAUAAGCCGAUUAAGGAGCAUCAGAUCUCGGAGGAAGACAUGCAGGGCAAGACUGAAGAGGAGAUUGAGAUGAUUAAGAUUAUGGGAUUCGGCAACUUUGACACCACGAAAGGAAGGAAGACCGAUGGAGCAGUCAAUGCACAUGCUAUCAAUGUUUCUCAGAAGAGGAAAUACAGGCAGUACAUGAACAGAAAAGGUGGAUUCAACAGACCUCUGGACUUCAUUGCUUGAAGUAGGAUAAACAACAGACUCAUUGAUGUUCCCUAAAAUGUACUAGCCUUGUGGUCUCUCCUUACUGUGACACUGUGUGUUUUGGUGAUAAAGUACUUUUUUUUUGUAUAGUGUAUUUCUUUUUCAUUUAUUGACUCCCUGCAUUGCAUAUAAGUUCUGCAAAUACUCAUGCAACUAAGUAAAUGUUUCUGUAACAUCCGUUUUUUUUUUAAGAAUGAGCCUUGUUGACAACAUGCUUGGGUCAAUAUGCUUUUCAGUGUGCAUUUUAAGGUAUUUUUGAUUCAGAUUAAAAACGUUUAAAUUCA